AGCGACCUCCAGUCUCCCUCGGAUGUUAAAUCUCCAGCCAUGGCUGAACUGAACCUAACCCUUCCUUCCAUUCCUGAAGUCGCAUCGGAUGAUGAAAGAGGAGAUCAGGCUGAAGAUGGCAGAAAGACAGCAGAGUUGGCACCUGCGCAAGUAGGAGCUUCUUCCUUGAGCACGUCGCCUCCCUGUCCGGAGGAGGGAAGAGGGCCAGUGCCUGCCGGGGACCUGCGUGACUUUGGGACCGAAGCACCCACAGCGGCCAUCGAUGCCCCUUUGGUGCAGGCCACAGCUCCAGGAGGUCACAUGCCACAGCAUGGCGAGAGCUCGAGCUUGGAUAAACAGCUGCCAGGCCCUGGCGGUGGCGAGGAAGAAAAACCGAAGGGAAGCGGGAGGCCGGGUCAGCCUGCUGGCCUGUCCCUGGACUCUGCCGUGGCCAGUCCCCCCCUUUCUGAGACCUUUCCUGCCACACACUCUUUCCCCAGCUCUCCAUGUUCUGACACUCACCACACCAGUACAGCAGAAUCUCCAAAAAAGGUAACAGCAGAGGGCUGCGCCGGUAAAGUUGACAGUUUUGGCAAGAGGAAGCCGCUCCUUCAGGCCUGGGUGUCCCCCUCCGAGACGCGCACGGGCUCGGCUCAGCCGGGCGCGCACAGACUUCAUCCUGUGAAGCCAAUGAGCACAACAGCUACCAAGAUUGCAAACUCCAGCUUGGGAACUGCCACCAUCAUCAGUGAGAACUUGAUCAAUGAAGCCAUGACGAAGUCUCCAAAGAAAUACAGCCCCUCGGACCCGGCCUUUGCCUAUGCGCAGCUGACCCACGAUGAGUUGAUUCAGCUGGUCCUCAGGCAGAAGGAAACGAUAAGCAGGAAGGAGUUUCAGGUUCGGGAGCUGGAAGACUACAUCGACAACCUGCUGGUCAGAGUCAUGGAGGAAACCCCCAACAUCCUCCGCAUUCCGGCUCAGGCUGGCAAGAAAGCAGGAAAGGUGUGAGUCACCUGAAUAAAACACUGGGACAUUUUCGUGAGUUUUUUUCCACCUGCUCUUGAGGUCAGGGACUGCGUAUGCCUGAGGAUAACCAGCCAACAGGCUCCAGAUGACACCUCUCUUGCCUGUUAUCUGGCAAUUCAGUUCUACCAAUUGAAGCCAGGUUAAUUAUUACAAUGAAUCUUUUACUGUACAUUCCCAGGGUUUUAUUUUUAAAUACCACCGUGCCUUUAACUAGGGUGUGAAUACUUUAUUCCACCAGAAACAUGGUCAUAAGAUCUGAUCCUGAGCCGGAAGUACAGGUGGCACAGGAGGUGUUAAUGCAACUUAACACUGGGGUUUUAUUUCUUUGACAUGAGAUUUUUUUCAAAUACGUAUCCUCCAGUUAUUAAAGCACAGGGUGACAUGGGGAAAGAACCAUGCAGCUGGUGCUGUGUCACACACACUUUCUUGGCUUUUGAGUAGCUCAGGUGUGGCCUUUUGGCUAAAUUUUGAUAUCAUGUAGACCUAUUGGGCUACUUGGGUGUUGUUUCUUGAUGGGAGCAGAGGAGUUUAGGGGAUGCCUCUGAGUUUACCUUCUAGGUUUUGAACAAGUUGCCUUUUCGGAACAUCAGCUUCCUCUUCUCUGUAGCCUUAAAAUGUGCUCUGUUUAGAUCCCUAAAGCCCUUCUACUGGAGAUAUGAAAGAUAGAAUACAAGGAUUAAGAGAAUCACUUUUUACUCAAUUAGGGGGAACGUCCCUCCUCUUGUGACAGGAGGGUUCCCGCUGGCUGGACUGGCCUAUUCAGUGCCUUAAGGGAUUGGGUGAUCGAGCACUUGCUAAAACCGAUCUGUCAGGUAUGGAUUCCUUUGGCCAUUUCCCCCUGUGCCUUUGCUUGGCUCCCUGGUGUCCUUGGCAGCACUUCCUGGAGGGGGUCAGGGUCCAGCUCCUCGAGAUGAAGCAGCCCCUUAACUGUGCAGGUCAUGGGGAACCAUAACUUGGACCCUGAAGGGCUUGAGCUGCAUGUGACUGUCCUUUGAAUUCUUCCUGUCCCUACCUGGAAGAAAACCCAUCACUUCUGGGUACUGGAGAGGUUGUAGUGAGGGGCUUUAUAUAGCUAAUAAAAUUUAAAAGCCAGUGGAAAACAGAAAUGCCUCAGACUUUAAACUGUUGCUUUUUUCCACUUUCCUUCAUGAAAAUAGACCCAGGCAUUUUACCUCCUUGUUAGAAAAUUGUGAAAAGUAUCACAAGAUGAUACUUACUUUUGGAUUGCUAUAUUUUAAAAACCAGAUUAAUACACAUUUUUUAAAACUAGGGCACUUGCCCCCUUCUUAAUUAAUAGCAACAGUUCAUAUUCUUCAGGUAAUUUUAUUGUUGGUCACCUGAUACUGGAAUUAGAAUGUUUUUGCGUUCUCAGUUUUUCUCCUGGUUGUGAUAGAAUCUCAUCAAAUCUUGACAUCUCUCAUAGGGGAAGAACGUCACAGGCCACUGGUGUAGGCAGGGCUUGAGACGAUAGCAGUUAUUAAAUCGGGAAUCUCUUGUCUGUAUGUUCUUGUUACAUUGUGGUUAAGAAGCCAGAUUAUUGGCAGCAGAAUCCCUUUUCAGGAUUAUGUUUGCUGCAGCAUUGAUUAUAUUGGAGCACUUUAAUCUGAGAUGAUAUGUAACUUGAUUUAUCUAAUUAGCGUUUAAUUAUCUACAGCUAUUUUAUUUUAUUUUAUUCUCUCCUACAGUACUGGGGAACACUGUGGACUUCUCAGAUGACUUGUAUUUUCGUAGUGCUGUGAAAUUUAUUUACAUACCUAUAAAGAUAACUAUAUUCACUUGAA
Messenger RNA from Galeopterus variegatus (Sunda flying lemur), 2786 nucleotides. RefSeq names its product RAB11 family interacting protein 1 (class I) (gene RAB11FIP1). Gene Ontology annotation, biological process: regulated exocytosis. Lineage: Eukaryota; Metazoa; Chordata; Mammalia; Dermoptera; Cynocephalidae. The record is from RefSeq and is a predicted model, not a curated record. Gene Ontology annotation, molecular function: small GTPase binding. The annotation marks the transcript as partial. The transcript is spliced from 3 exons. Gene Ontology annotation, cellular component: intracellular membrane-bounded organelle.